This is a messenger RNA of Coccinella septempunctata (seven-spotted ladybird), 1576 nucleotides long. RefSeq lists its product as uncharacterized. The transcript is spliced from 4 exons. Gene Ontology annotation, molecular function: nucleic acid binding; zinc ion binding; aspartic-type endopeptidase activity. Gene Ontology annotation, biological process: proteolysis. The record is from RefSeq and is a predicted model, not a curated record. NCBI's taxonomy places the organism in Eukaryota, Metazoa, Arthropoda, Insecta, Coleoptera, Coccinellidae. The coding region runs from base 1 to 1428 and encodes 475 amino acids.
AUGGGAGAGAUAUGUGAGUUUGACUUUGCUAAUAGAGACAAAGAGUUACAGCGCAUAAGGAGCCGGCUAUUGCACGUUCAAGGCCGACUGAGAAUUCUAUCUCCGGAAGUUGCCAGUCUGCUUCACAAGAAAACCGAGCUGGAACACUCCCUGAAGACUUGGUCCAGGUUUGAUUCCGUUGGAGAUGCAGACUUAUUGAACUUGGGAGAAGAAGGUGACAUAUCCCGACCGACCACUCAGGAUAACAGGCUGCAGCAAGACCGCCAAGAAAGUCGACCCUCAUACAACCGACCGCCCGCCGUUAACCUCCCAUUUACCGUUGAACCAUCUCUAUCAACAGACCAAACCGAUGAUGACCACAGACCGUUGAUAACAUCCCCUGAGUCCAGGCGAUUAGCGAGGGAGUUUGCCGAAUCAACAAGGAGAGUUUCCUUUGCGUCAUCUCCUACCGUAACCGCUGGGGUGAAAGAGGUAGGAAGCGAAGUCUCAACGGCCAAGGAAACCGAACUGACGACCGAAGAUCCGCCGAUGAAACCGCCGAAAACUACCAAUUAUUCCGUUCCUACUGUUCCUGUAUGGAAAUGGAGCCUGACAUUUGAUGGGUCGACCAGUGUGACCUCGUUCCUGGAAGAGGCUGAGUAUCUUGCCGAGGCUAGAAAGAAACUGACCGUAAAGCGACCGACCGAGGAAGAGCAGGUGAAUAUCAUCCGACGACGUUUACUGCCAGAAUUGCAAACCGCCCUGGCCUUCCAAACGACUUCCACGAUAGAUGAACUGCUCCGAAAAGGAAAAGUUUUCGAAUUGGUCAAAUGGCAAGCUGCUAACUAUACUUCGCCACCGAUACAAAAAGGUCUCAUCAACGAACCGCAUCUUACUUUCCGAAAUCCCUCACCGAACGUCCAACCGAUCGGAAUGCACCUCAGCACACUGUCCGAACCGUCCGAUAAACCGAAACAUGUCCAAAACUCUACAGCACGUCAGAGACAAGAGGAACCGAAGAAUACCGUCCGACCGCCAACCGAAACCCAGUGCUGGAGAUGUGGUGGUAAGGGCCACCUACGAGUACAGUGUAAAUCGAAACCGAUACUUUUCUGCUCUCGAUGUGGUAAGAAGGGUAUAAUGUCCAGAGAUUGUCAGUGUCCGUUACCGAGGAACUCCCCAAAGAAAACCUUUUCUGAUAACCGUCCUAUAAUUACUGUUCUUAUAGGAGACAGGGAGUUCCAGGCACUAUUGGACACCGGAUCAACCAGGUCCUUCAUCAGCAGUGAAGUGGCUGCUCACUGCAAGGCCGCUAGAAUAAAUCCGAAUUAUGUUAGGGACGUUACCACCACCGUCGCUAACGGAAGUUCUAUCCCGAUUGAGGAAGUGUACACAGCACAGGUUCAGGUUGGAGCCGAAAAUAUUGAGGCUACGUGGUUGUUAGUUUGAGAUUUACCGAUCAGUGUAGUACUGGGAAUGGAUGUACUGAGAGCACACGACUUCUCCAUCAAUCUCCAAACCGCCGAAUGCUUUCUGAAUGGCAGGUCUAUAAAGGACAAGCCCAUGAUUCAGGAAAAGCAGAAUCAGAAUCCGUUAC